Molecule: messenger RNA, 547 nt
Organism: Bactrocera neohumeralis
Lineage: Eukaryota; Metazoa; Arthropoda; Insecta; Diptera; Tephritidae
Exons: 3
Coding region: 13-528 (171 amino acids)
Source: RefSeq, a predicted model, not a curated record
GCUUUUUUCAAAAUGUCGAAUAUGGAGUGCAGGGACGUGAAUAAUGAGUACUUGCGCGAGAAGGUUUGCCGCUUGAAAGCAGUUAAACGCGAUACUGUUGAGGCCAGCAUUCGCUUUCAAAUUCUAAAAACUGUGGAAAAUUUCAAUUUGCACAUUGAACUUCUGCGUAAGUACAAUACCUACCAGCCAUUUUUCAUCAAUCGCACCUUUGAUGUCUGCGAAUUUCAGCGUAAAGGUCAAAAUGCUCUGUACUUAAACAUACUCUACAAAUUGAUCGAGAAGUAUUCGAAUGUGAAUCACUCGUGUCCAUAUGAGGGAGAAUUUAUCCUCGAGCGCUUCAGGCCGUCACAUAAUAAUUUGAUUUUACCCAUUCCCAGCGGUGACUACCUCAUUAAGUUUGGGUUUUAUACCUCCAAUAUUUUGAUGGCCCAUUUAUAUGUAUGGUUUGGCUUCAAAGAAUUGGAAAGAUGGGAAGUUGGCAAAGAAGGUGUCUCCCCCAAAAGUUUGAAAACAAAUUUUCAUGCUUAAUUGCUUUGAGAAAUGAAAA